AUGACCAAGUACUUUCCAAAGGCGAUUGGAUUGGGUGCAGAAGUGCGAAUCACCUGUAAGCGGAUUGAGAAAUUUCUUCUUCUCGAAGAGACAACCUCAGACUGGGAAAGUUCGUUAAAGAAGGAAAAAACGAGUGCUAAACAAAACUGCUACAAACUGCCGAAACCGAAAUCGCCGAUUGUCAACGAGCCUAGCUUGACCAUUGAGCACAUAACUGCCCGGUGGAAUGCGGACCCUCAAUCCCAGCAAACACUGUCAGACAUAUCAGUUGACCGCCUGGUCAGCGGCAACCUUCUCGCCGUGGUCGGCAGCGUCGGCUCAGGGAAAAGUUCCCUUCUGAUGACACUACUAAAGGAGUUACCUUUGCAGUCGGGAACCAUCAGCGUAGAAGGGUCGUUGGCCUACGCCAGCCAGGAGGCCUGGUCUUUCAAUGACAGCAUCCGCAAUAACAUUCUUUUUGGUGCACCCUACGAACCAGAGCGAUAUCGACGGGUGAUUGAGGUGUGUGCCUUGAAACGAGAUUUGCAACUGCUGCCGCACUCUGAUCAGACACUGGUCGGUGAGAAAGGCGUCCAACUUUCUGGAGGGCAGAAGGCUAGGGUUAACCUCGCAAGAGCCGUUUACCGAGACGCCGACAUUCUCCUGCUCGAUGACCCGCUCUCGGCAGUGGACGCCACCGUGGCGGAGCACAUUUUUGAGCAGUGCAUUGUCGGCUACUUGACCAACAAGAUCCGCAUCCUUGUCACGCAUCAGCUGCAGUUUGUGGAGAAGGCCACCAAGAUCCUGGUGCUCAAGGAGGGUAGCAUUCUCGCCUACGGUACCUGGACGGAGCUUCAGCAGCAAGGCGUCGAUUUUAUGAGCAUUCUAGAAAAAGAAAAUGAAGAGGCAAAAAAGAAGGAAAACGAAAGUUCAGAAAACGACCCCAAAAGCCUUCACUCUGAAACUUCAUCUCUUUCCUCUUCUACUUCAUCAGUGUACAGCACCUUUCAAAGCAUCACAGAUAGCGUCAAAAGAAAAGGAAGCAGCUCCUCUUCCUCAAUCACCUCGUCCAAUCUCAGUUCGUCCCAACUUUCACUAAACCUUCUCAACCAGGAAGUGGUCAAGGUAAAAGAGGAACUGGCCCAGGUGGGCUCACUCGACGCCGCCGUCUACGGAAAGUACAUUCGCGCCAGCGGGGCGCCCCUUCUCUGGAUCACCAUGAUCACCUUCACCCUGCUUUCACAGUCGCUCUUUCACGGCACCGACAUCUUUCUCACGUACUGGACAACGAAAAAUCAAGAGGAGGAAAAAGUGCCAGAAAGUGGCAACAAUACCACUAAGCUAUUUGAUGAUAUCGACGAACAACAGCGAGACAUCUUCAUCUACAGCGGCCUGAUUGUCGCCCUCUUUGCCAGCACUAUAGUGCGCAGCUUCAGCUUCUUUGCCAUUUGUAAUCGGGCCUCG
Molecule: messenger RNA, 1443 nt
Organism: Rhagoletis zephyria (snowberry fruit fly)
Lineage: Eukaryota; Metazoa; Arthropoda; Insecta; Diptera; Tephritidae
Source: RefSeq, a predicted model, not a curated record